AUGGCUAGCCUGCUCAGUGUAAGACCCCAAGUAAGUCUUAUAAAAACAGAUACAUACGAAGGUAUUGGCCAGCGACUAAUUGGAUUUUGUGUUUAUGUUUCUGUUGUGGUUCGACGGUUUGCCACUGGUGACGUUUUUCGUUUAUUUGCAGUAAACAUUUUCAAUCUUUCCAGGCCUCGUUUGAUUAAGUUGGCCAAAAUAUGGAAGCCACUAUUACUUCUUUAAGAUUGCGCGUUAGACAAGGACGGUGCACCACGUGUUUUGUCGACCUGUUAUAAGAUCUAACAAGGAAAGCUUGAACUUUCCUGGUGUCCUUAUUCGAAUGAUGUAUAGGAUGGAUGUUACGAUUUGCGGAAAUUAAAUACUUUUUAAUAAUGGCUCGUUUGUGUCUAGUGUGUCUAGAUCCUAUACUCUGACAGUGCUCUGUCCAGCGGCACAUCCCCGUAUUGGCCAUAUAAGGAAGUACACCCACCGGGUAACCAUUGAAUACAAACCACCUAGUACAAUAGCAAAGUUUAAAAAUACAGCAUUUCGUAAGUCAGAUAACUAAUCAACAUUAAUUUUAAAAAAAAAUGUUUAAGACUGUGAAUAAAGUUAAAUGGUUUGAAUGAGCGGAGAUGUUACGUGCUAGCAGACGUCAUCAUCUUUGUUUAUGAAGUACCAUGCAUAUUUUGGCAUUAUAUUAGUGUUGAUGAAGUAAGUUUAAUUUAUACUCUCAAAAAAUUGUUACAAAGUGCGAUGGAAUUAUUACAAAUUGCGACAGCUUAGUUUAUUACAAAAUGCGAUGGACAGUUAUUACAAAUUGCGACAGCUUUUUUAUUACAAAGUGCGACACGGUUUAUUACAAAAUGCGACGGGUAUUACAAAGUGCGAUGAUUAUUACAAAUUGUGACAGCACACAUGACUCUUGAACCUCACGGCCUAAACCGCCUUGACGAAUUAUUGUAAUCCAUAUCCUCAUUAUUUUUGUUUUCUAGUUUUUGUGUUGUACGUCAUUUCCGCCUCUCCCUUUCAUACAAUUUUUACUGCGACAUUCUCCAUCUAUAUAAUAUUGUGAUUCCUACGUCAGUUCAGUAACAUCUGUAAACCCGAAGAAGGCUGGUAUGGCCAGCCGAAAUUUCGUUAUGAAAAAACAAUAUACGUUCUGAAUCAGCUUUGCAGUAGUUUUUGGACUUCUCGUUUUUGGUUCUUUUUAUUUUGGCUGAUUAGAUAUCUUUUCUAGACAUCCACCUAGCAGGAUCUUCGUCCACGGUUUUUGUACUUAAUCUAAUCCUUUAUUAGUAAGGUCGGAAGUCUUCUUUUAAUUGGGCCAACUUUGAAUUAUAAGGAUAAAGGCGGACUAGAAAAACAUUUAUCUACGUUAGUAAUACAGUUAUGAACCGUUCGCAGGUCCAAUGACUGUCUACGACAUCGGUCUAUUAAAACACAAAGACGUAAACAUGAAAAAACCUUUUUCAUAAGUGGAAUCCCCUGAAUUUUGGAUUCGAACGUGAUUCCAGCAGCGGAAAACAGAAUGUUUUAUGAGGCAUAACGGAAAAUGAAUUUAUUUUUUUUAGACUCAGACUUUCGUAGUAUAGUUUGAGUAAACAAGUUGCACAUAACGAAAACAUUUCGUUCCUCUUUGAAAGAAAAAGCAGCUGAAAUGAGGCGUAACGAAUGUAUCGACGAUUUUUGUUCCAACUACAGCACAAUUUUACAUUACAAAAGACUUGCAUGAGCUUUACCUGCAACUUUACCUUCAAAUAAAAUCAAUUAUUAAAAGCUCGUAUUUUUCAUCAUUCCAUUUUUCAUUUCCUUUUUCUAAAAGGCGCGAGUUUAUUAACCUCUAGUUCUUUUUGAUCAAUCGUCUUUCAGGCGAUUUAACACGCAUGUCGCUCAAACGUAUUAACACCUGAUUAAGUCGAACUCUUUGAUUUAUUUCGAGGAAAUGCUCUACUUUACGCCGUGCCAGGCGCCGUGCAAUGGUUUAUUUUGUUCUCUUGUCGCAAAGUUGCCAAGUAGAAAAUUUUCUGACAUCUGACAUAAAAAACACGAAUACUAUUUAAACAAUUUCCGCCUGCAGAUUAACCCCAGGUUCACAAUCAUUAAUGAGAUUCAGCUCGAGCGACACUUCAUUUAAAAGCCGUGAGAUUAUAAUACGUUCGUCUUUGAUAAUAAUUUUUACUGCUUUGCCUCAUUUUUCGAACGACAUAUUAAACGACUUUGGUGCAAAAACAUUACUUAUUAUUGGUAGAAGUAAUACAGCAUUAAGCCGCAUUAUUCACGCAAUGAAGUAUGGAUUCUUAAAAGCGCAUUAACCAUUCUUCUGUGUAAUGCAUAAUGACACCGUUGCCAAGGAAACUUCAAACGCUCCUCGCAUACAAUUAGGGAAAAUGAGAAUUUACUGACUAAAGAGGCCGACACCUCUUUUUUUAUUGUCUACACUUUUCUUUUCUUUGGUUCUUUGACAGCAGACAGCUGAAGUGAGAAGAAUUCGUUUUAUAUAUAAUUUUUCUUCGGUCGUCACCAUCCCCUCGAUUGUUACCAUUUUGCGAUCGCUUUUCGUAGGAGCUUUUCGUCUCAUUUUUGGAUAAGCCUACGACUGGGACUUUGGGUACGGCUGAAUUCCCCGGGAAUAACAACACUUUUCCUGUUUCUCAGUGGUAAGAAGCCUGUAAAAUUAAUAUUCUUGUAAAAAGCGUAAUCAAAAUGCUGCAUUUUCUUUCCCGCAAACAGCUUUAAUUUUUUAUAGCGCUGUCCGCUGCUUUAAUACGAACUUAUCGCACGAUAUCUCGGCAACGGUUGUCACUGAGAAAUUGCUUGGUAAUAUUGAGGGUGGAAUCGUCAUUUGUUUUUCGUAUUGAAAUCUAUCACAACAGCGGUGAAAACUAUUUUCCUGUGACGUUCAUGUCUAUAAAAACGUAGAAACUUAACCAAAAAUUAACUUGCGAACCCAUAAAAUCAAUUUUGUACGAAAUGGUAGCAGUUUUCUCGCCAAUGCAAAGGCAUUCAGUCAGUGUUCAGUUUGACUUGCUGACUAAACAACGCGUUCUUUUUUUAAGUCUCCGUUUUUCGUAGCGAGCACUACAUGGUGAAAAAUUAGUUAAUUAAAUUCUUAGUCGUAGUUACGUCAUGGAUGGUCAGAUCAUAAGCGACUUUCGUCAUCUUCCACGAACAAUAUUUGCUUUAAAGUUGAAAUCGCAAACUAAACAAUUAUUUGAAGCUUAGAAUUUACUGAAAUAACCUUCGUUGGGAAAUUACUAAUAUAUAGAUUUAGCCAGGACUAAAAGCGAAGCUCUCGAUCAUAUUUAUAGUUUGGUCAAAAAAAUCAUAAACUCGUGUAAUGCUAAGCGGCGAAGGCAACGCCGGAGAACGGUAAAAAAAAAACGAUAUGUCUAAUUAGCAAAAAAACAACUUUGCACGUGCAGCACACUGGUAUGCCUGUGGUGCUGAAAAUCGCCAAAUGUUGGCAAUUUUUUCAGGGGUUGAAUUCUAAAUAACUUUAUUUAAAGUCAGAAAAAGAAAGAGAAAGUCGUUGUCUUGAGUUCACAUCCCCGAUAAGAAGAGAAAUUAGGGCCUGUUUACAUGGCGUGGGGGACCCCCGUCUUGUGGGGUUGGUUUCUUUUGUUUUCACGCUCUGGGGGACACAAAACAAAAGAAACCUACCCCACUAAACCGGGGUCCCCCACUCCAUGUAAACAGGGUCUAAGACCCUGUUUACAUGGAGUGGAGGACCCCGGUCUAGUGGGGUUGGUUUCUUUUGUUUUCACGCUCUGGGGGGCACAAAACAAAAGAAACCUACCCCACUAAACCGGGGUCCCCCACUCCAUGUAAACAGGGUCUUAGUCAGUUUUACUUUUGGAGCCUUGCAGAGACGAGCGUGAUGCACGUGCAAAGUUGUUGUUUUGCUAAUGUAAACCUAUUGCUUUCUUGCAGUUUUCGAUGCCGUCGCCGUAUUCGUAGUCUCCCACGCAGGCGUUUUUAGGGGAGCUCGUAUUUCUUCCCUCCCCACAAACGCCUGCUCAACUGAAGACAACAUUCCUUUCCCAAGCUUAGCCAAUCACAUUGUACUUUCCAAAUUCUGAAAAUCUGAUAAUUACUCGAUCUGCAUUAAACACUGGGAAAGCUUUCUGACCAGCAAUAAAUGUUAGAUUCAGAGCGGCAAAAAUAAGAUUUAGUCAAAAUUCAGAAUACUCCGUGCACUGCAUAACCUUAGCGAAGGAAAGAAAAGAAGGAAAACGGUAACUCUAGGGUCACGUUCAGUCGUGUUUAGCCUGUCAACACUUUAUUGCACAAUUGUUGAUUUGUCACUUACCACGCAAAUAAAACAACGAGAAAGGAAUGUUGUUUUCCGUUGAGCAGGCGUUUGUGGGGAGGGAAGAAAUACGAGCUCCCCUAAAAACGCCUGCGUGGGAGGCUACCGUAUUCGUUGCUUAAGCUCCCUAAUUUUUCGAAAAGAACACAUCCAUAAAAUAAACUAGAAACUCAUUUCCUAGGCGUAGCUUAAGUUUAUUUUUAUUCUGAGACUACCUGAAAUUAGAAUCGGUUGAGCAGGAAUAGUUACUUUUCCCUAAAGGCCAUUAAUAGACCCUUGCACGUUUUUUUUAACUUUUGACUGGGACAAGGUAGUUGGCGAAAAAAUGUCAACAUGGCUGGAAAGAGCGCCUUAAAAUCAGUGAAGCUGCUAAGUUUGAAAGUAGGUCAGGCCUUCUUUACAGUAAGGUCAAUAGAUAUUCGCUUACUGCUCAGGCUCCAGUUGUUUAAAAGGUAGAUAGUACUAUCCACCGGAUAAAUCUCUAUCCAGUGGAUAGCGUAAUUGGCUCCCCUAAUAUUUAUCCAAUGGAUAGUGAUUUAUCUGGUGGAUAGCGCUAUCCAGCUUUUGAACAACUGAGGCCAGUACCAAAAGUUGAAACAAAACCGUGAACGGGUCUAUUUUACCUCUAAAAGUUAAGACGUAGCCUGCGGACAAGGACGUAUUCUCCGGUCGUCGCUUGAAAUACGUCUGUGUCUGCAAGCUACAAUCAUCGUCAAAGUGUCGGGAAGGACGCUACUUUUUACCUCUCUUUUUUAAAUUUUGCUUUCUUCCCCCGCCCCUUGGCCAAUGUUGAGCAAAACGUUUAUGCUUGUUACAUUCCAACAUUGAAUAGGGUCGGGGGGUGGGAGAUAAUAACCGAAAGGAUUGAGGAUUAAAAUGGACUACUGUUAAGUUGGACAAUCCUCCCGACUACUUUUGUCUGGGAUUGUAGUUACGACGAAGCUAUUGCAGAUAAUGAAUGAGUGCGCACUAGGACACCCCGGGUUCCAGCUUUCUUAAGAGCGUUCUCUCCUGGCAAGCACAAGCACAGAAUUGUCAUCAAAAAAACGACUUAGUGAUUUAAAAAAGCAACCGUUUAAUCAUCUUCUAAUUUUAUUGCAUUCUGGUACGUUCAAAUAUUUACAGACACAUACAAAAAUAGAGAAAUUUUCUUGUGUAAAUUUGUAAUUUCUUUAAGGUAAGUUUGGUAGCCAGUUCUGCUUAGAUCGCAUUACGAAAUCGCUGCCAAGUUAACUAUUCGUCAUGCGAGAUCCGUGCCUUGCUCCUAGGUCAGAAUUUAUCACCAAUCACAAGUGCUGUUAUAUUCGAAACGAAUCCUUGGUAUUACUUAUGUAUUGGGUUCGCUCAAAAGAAGCUUCUCCAAUCAUGAUUCUUGGUAUUGAUCCCAAUAGGGUAUUUCCAUCUUAAUACUGAUGUCAUGACACGUCGAAACUCGUGUUUUCAACAAUAUUUUUAUUAGUGUUCACUAAACAAAUUUUUUUGAAAAUAAUUGUUCUUCUUGCCUAACAUCUGUCUGAUUUAAAUUUGUCACAUCCUUUAUGAAACGGCAGCUGUUAAUUCAUGUUAAUUUUCCUACUGUCCAACUGAAAAUCUACUUUUCAAAGAAAAAAAGAAUCACCAGCAAUAAUCAUCUGCGGAUUCUCUUUUUUUCUUUUAAUUUCCAGAUAAAAGUAUCGAUUUAUUAUCCUCGCCGCCGACGAAUACUAUUUUUUUCCUCUGGAAGUUCAACUCGGCUCUUCUUAAACAACUGGGAUUGCAAAUUGCUUUCCAAAGGAUAGUGCACAUGACAAAAGCUUCGUUUAAUUUGAUUGGCUAGCGGUUGAAGGCGAUUUCCAGUGUUAUUUAGAAAGUUGUCUCAUUUUAUGCGCCUGUAAAUCUUAAGUUGUCCUUGAAACCUGACUACAUCUUGGUUAAAACUGUCAAAAAGACAUAAAAUUCGGUUGGAAAUCGCUCCUCUACACCCUCGACACGAAAAGAACAUUUCGUUAGAGCAUCUCUCGAUGAAAGACGCAUUUUCAAACCUAUUUAGUUACAGGUAUUUUCAUCUACCGACAUUGAACUGUAGUGUAGUAAAAAUGUCCUAUAUGUUAUUCUUUGCCGAAAAAAUAAAAAUCCGGAGAAAAUUUUGUAUUUUCUCACGAGGUUUUUAGAUAACAACAAAGUUAGGGAGUUUUCUUUUCCGAAUUAUAUAUAUCCAAUGUAUUUAUUUUCACCACUGCAACAGGAUGUAUACAUACUUUUUAUUACCGGCGUUAACUAGAUAAAUCGUUCCCGCUGGUAUUAUUUCUUCUCUAAACAUAUAGAGUAAAGAUGAGACGUUUUCUUUUUUAAAAAUGUUAUGAAACCAAAAAUAUUUAAGAAAAACUUUCCCACCAGCCUUCAUUGUAUAUUAAUUUUUUAUCAAAAGACGUUUUUUUGGAACUUUCAUUUUAGCAAUGUCUCAUCAAUUUUAGUUUAUUUUUUGGUUUUAGGCAACGUUUAACGGGGGCUCGGCUUUCAUUUAGCAAAGAGCUAUGCAAAUCUGGAUUUAUUUGGUAAGUACUGUCUAGAGCUGAUCUCGAAUAGAACACAAAUGAAUUUGUACUCUAAGCUAAUGUAACGAAUUGCGCUUGAUUCUUAACCUCCAAGGAAAUUUGCCGGUCGAUUCGAAAAUACAGCCGCUGUCUUUUGGCCACUGAGUUAUUAGAUACACCCUUAUCCCAGAAAAAAAAAAAUUCAAUAUUACUCGAUAUUUAAACGAAAACUUUCAUGUUAGAAUGAUAUCGGUUAGCCUAGAGCCUUGUUGUUUAAUUUUUCUCCGGUAAAAUUUUUACUUUAGCUUUUGUACGAAAUUAAAAAUAAACAAUCAUGCAUGUGGCUCAAUUAUUUCAAUUUUGCAUAAGGGUUUUGCUGUUUUAACGCUUCUACGUUGUUUAACAUAUUCUGUUACGGAUCACUUCAAUUAAGUUAUAUAUUCAGUCUUUAUUGGUUUCAGUUCAGCAUUAUUCGAGGCCCGUCUGAUUCGUCAACGCUUUUCUUAUUAUUGAGACAAUGAUUUCUCUGUUUUUCACGCAAUUUUUAAUUACAUGCUUGUAGAAAUUCAAAGCAUGGUUGAGAAAACCUCGUUUCUUUUGCUUCCAACUGUUGAACAUGAUCUUACGGUACAAAUCCGUUGGAUUAAAAACCGGAUGACAUUGACGAUAAUUACAAAGUGAAAUUGCUUUAGAUUUCUCGCCUUAUCGUUGCUUCCUUUAAUUCAGUUUUGCUUUUGUAUUCUUGUAGGUGAUUUUUUUGUGGCGAGCCCCCGUAACGGCUGCAAAGCCUUACAAGCCGCAUAACAUUGUAAAGAGGGAAAUAAAAAUACGACCUUCUACAACACUUUUAAGAACAGGAAUUGUGUCGGCUUCUUCAGAAUCAGCUUCAGUAACAGGUAGAUAAUCAUAGUCAUUGGUAUUUUAAAUCUCCUGUUUCUUUUCUCUCAUCAGAAUGUUUAAUGCUUAUGUGCGACACAGAUCUUAUAGACUUGCCCUGAAAAACUGCAGGAAGAAAAGAUGCAAGAUUUUGGCGACGGGGUUUUAGAGUUUUCCGUUUGGGUUGACAAGCGUUAGCUAAGGGACGGUUUCUAUCUGGAGGGAGGAAAAAAGACCCGAUGGGUUGCGGGACGGGAAAACUGUUUUCCGCGGUCAUUGUAUUACAGACAACGCUUAAUUGCCCAUCUAAACUAUUCCAGAAAUUAUUGAAAUCAUUAUGGAGUGGGCAAUCACUAUGGUACCAAAAACGAGAAGUCCAAGGAUUACUGCAAAGCUGAUUCAGAACAAGGUGUAUUGUUAUUUCAUAACAAUAUUUCGGCUGGCCAUUACAGCCUCUUCAGGUUUACAGAUGUUACUGAACUUCUGUAGAAAUCACAAUAUUAUAUAGAUGGAGAAUGUCGCAAUAAAAAUUGUUUAAAAGGGAGAGGCGGAAAUAGCGUACAACACAAAAACUAGAAAGGAAAAAUAUUAAGGAUGUGGAUCACGAUAAUUCGUCACGGUGGCUUAGGCCAUGAGGUUCAAGAGUCAUGGGACGUGACUCAGUUCGUAAGGGGAGUCGCAUUUGAUAGAUAAGGCCAUGACUCUUGAACCUCCUCGCCUAAACCACCGUGACGAAUUAUUGUAAUCCAUUUCCUCAUUAUUUUUCUUUUCUAGUUUUUGUGUUGUACGUCAUUUCCGCCUCUCCCUUUUAAACAAUUUUUAUUGCGACAUUCUCCAUCUAUAUAAUCUUGCGAUUCCUACUGUAACAUAAGUUCAGUAACAUCUGUAAACCUGAAAAAGUCUGGUAUGGCCAGCCGAAAUAUUGUUAUGAAAAAACAAUACACGUUGUUCUGAAUCAGCUUUGCAGUAGUGUUUGGACUUCUCGUUUUUGGUUCUUUAUAUUUUGGCUGAUUAGGUCUCUUUUUGAGAGAUCCAACGUUUACAACUAGCAGGAUCUUCGUCCACGGUUUUUGCAGUUAAUUUAAUCACUAUGGUCUCUCAAACAGCUCUUUUGCCAAGCGUGGAUUUAGGGGUGGGCCGAGGGGGCCCCGGCCACCCCUUUUUGUUUGAAAUUUUGUAUUCUUUUAUAGAACUCUCAGAACUCUCAGCAUACUAUAGAAAGACCGGUAGCGUAAGUUAGCUAUCUACUUACGCCUGAUUCAAUGGCCUUAAAUGUUCAGUUUCUUAUAUUUUGUCUUUAUAUUGUUGUUAAUGGCGUCAAAAGAAAUUCCGUGAUUGCAUUUAGUUAAGAAAUGCUUAACCCUUUAUGGUUGGUCGGAAAAACCCGCCCCAUUUUCCAAGUCAAUAACUGGUGAAGUUAACUUCCUCGUCCUUAGAGCCUACUAAAUCUGAUUUAUUUCUUUUUCAGAGCCUAUUGCUUUAAGUGUUACGCAUUCUGCAAUAAUUGUGACGCCAAGUGCUUCUAAAAGAACUACACACAUAAUAAACAGUGCAUCUAUCAAAGACAAAAACCAGUUUCAACUUGAGGUUGAGAGCCUUGCUACAGAUACACCUCAUUUUAAACAAGACAGCAUAGCUCACCCACAAGCUGAGGCUCUUUAUGAACAGCAGUCUGAGUCAGAACUAACAACAGAGCCCCAAACAGUAUCAGAAGGGGCAUCGGAGCCCCAAGCCGAACCAGAAACAUGGCCCGAGCCUGGGCCUGAGUGGAAAAAGGCCUUCAAAAAAUGGAAAUGGGCCUGGCAUAUUCACGUGUAUGUUUUUGCGACUGCUUUUCUCUUUAUUGGUUUUUAUGCUGGAUAUUACGUCGUGUUAAACAUUUACGACGGUUUGGGCGGCAAACAUCUCAGUGUGUGCUUGAACGCCAUGGUUUUUCUGUUCGGUAUAACCAGAGCCUUUGUUAUGUUUUUGGAUCCUUAUCACCAAGGUAACUUAAUAAGUGCUAUAUUUGUAAUGCGUCUUUUGUGGUCCAUCGGAGGACCUUGUUUGACGGCUUCGGACUCUCUGAUAAUAUUGGCCCUGAUAGAGACCUCGAGAGUAUCUAUAGCACCACCCAGAUUCCAAAAGCUCAGGACAAUUUCGAUAAUCAUCGCAAUUCAUUUCGUUCUUGUUAUCGUCUCCGACACAGUAGUGUCUACAUACAUGGAAGCAAAAGUCAUGAUUUUAAUGUGCCAAGUCUUUUUCUCAGUGUGGGGCAUAACUCUUGGAGCUGGCUACGUCCGCCUCGCUUAUAAAAUGAACAAGCAACUUUUUAGUCACAAGCAAGUGAAAGCUAAGGCGGACAAGAUUUACAUUUUCCUCAUCUACGCCUCUGCAGCAGCCAAUUUCUUUAUUUGCGGUGUUAUGAUCUACACUAUGGUGAGUGUAUUUGGUGUUUAUACGGACAUAACCUUUGUAGACGCAUGGCAUUGGUGGACUCUACAAACUUUAUUUCGCGUAGGCGAGGUCGUUACCUGCGUUCUAAUCUUCACUGUGAGCGCCAAGAGAAGUCGUGUUAAGUCGGCAGCGGAUGAAAUCUACUCGGAAUUUGAUUCACAGUCCCAAGCAUUUGAAUCCUCUUCGUGCUCUUUGGUGUUACAAGCUCUACAACAGUGUUGGUUGAAAUUCCGAAAAAGAAAUAGGGUCAUCGAUAGAAGUGAUAUUGGCGCUGAGACUACUGUCGCUUCAGUAGUCACAAAGGCAAAUUCUACAACCAGGGCCUCUCCUAGCGAUGAAGGUGAUGAGUUCCCCCCUUCAUUUCAGGCAUUUCGAGCAAGGGGAAGGGGUAGAAGGCAAAGCCUGUUUUCCCACAUGCAGGAAGCGUCAAUUGAGAACAGAAUUUCUAAGCUGGAAGAGUCACCAGCUAUAGUGCCUUCUAGUCGGACCAGAGGCCGUAGACAAAGCCUAUUUUCUGCGAUGCAUGAAGCUAGUAUCAACAACGCAAUCUCUAACUUUGCUAAUGCAUUGGCUCAAGCCCAUACAAACACUGUCGCUUGUGAAUCUUUAGAUGAACCAGACUUGGAGUCGAGCCAGGAGCCUCCUCCUUUGCCUCGGAGAGGCCGGCGUAUGAACGUGUUCUCGACGCUUCAAGAAACAAAACCAGAGAAAGUAAUAGGUCGUUCAGCAAAGAUGGAAGACAUUAAAGAGGAAUCUGUCCUCGAAAAAGAAAAUGAACCCAUGAAAAGGCCUCCGUUUUUAAAAAAGCGGAGUUCGGAACGCCUUCGUCAGUUAAUCCAAAGUUUUCUUUCCAGUAGUGAAAGCGAAAGCCAGCAAAAGCAAAAGAAUGCCGUGAGAGUGCCUGAGCCUAUUGAAAGUGAAGGCAACUCAGAGGACUCAAAUCCUAUUGCAGUUGAGUACUCUUGA
Molecule: messenger RNA, 11085 nt
Organism: Porites evermanni
Lineage: Eukaryota; Metazoa; Cnidaria; Anthozoa; Scleractinia; Poritidae
Source: the annotation of a GenBank genome assembly